AUGAUUACAAGACUUAUUGGUAUAGCAAAGUCAGGGAUCUAUCGCACAUACCUGACCGCUUCCUUCUAUGAAUUGUUUCCCAAAAACUUUCCACAUGGUGGCCCCCCACAAGAUUCGUUUAUUGUGAAUGACAAAUCUUUACGUCGAGAGUAUCGUUCGUUACAGAGUGAAAGCCAUCCAGACAUUUCGUCAGAUACUAUUAAAUCUUCAAAUAUAAACAGGGCCUAUACAACGUUGAAGAAUCCAUAUACUCGAAUUGCACAUUUCAUCCACUUGAAACUGCCCAAUCAUGUAAAUAUCACCGACGAUGCGGUGGCCAAAAAACUAAUCAAGAAUUACCAGCAAAAGUCAAUGGAAGCGUCAAUGAACUAUAAGGAGAUGCUUAUGCAGGUAAUGGAAGCCCAUGAGCAACUAGAAUUAGCAGAGCUGGAAAACGAAUUGGAGACGUUGGAGGCCGAAAACAAAGAGCGUAUAAAAACCACCGAAGAAAGGAUCAACCAGUCACUAAAAAACACCCCCAUAGAUUGGGAAGAGUUAAUGAUGGAUGCUAUCCGGUUAAAGUAUUGGGUUAAUAUACAAAACGGAAUCAAAGAUUGGGAACCAGGUAAACCAGUCCAUCUCACUCAUUAA
Molecule: messenger RNA, 630 nt
Organism: Candida albicans SC5314
Lineage: Eukaryota; Fungi; Ascomycota; Pichiomycetes; Serinales; Debaryomycetaceae
Product: J-type chaperone
Exons: 1
Coding region: 1-630 (209 amino acids)
Biological process (GO): protein complex oligomerization; [2Fe-2S] cluster assembly
Cellular component (GO): mitochondrion
Molecular function (GO): ATPase activator activity; protein-folding chaperone binding
Source: RefSeq, a predicted model, not a curated record